UUUCGAUAUAUAGCAAAUAUCGAAACCGUACGAGCUAUUAGUUAUAGACUAGUGAAUUUAGCGCCCUAUUGGCUAUCACCGUUGCGAUGCAAAAAUAAACAAAUGGUUCACGUUCGACAAAUAUUUGUUCAUGACAAAUGACAAUAAUACUGUAACAGUUACAACUAUUUUUCAUAAAUAUUUUUAGCAAGAAAUCAUAUUUAAAAUAAUCUAUGAGGCGUGGUAUUUGCAAUAUGAUCCACAAAAAAUGUAGGAACAGCGUCUAUCCUUUGUCAAAUGUUCAACGAUUCUCAGUUCCAGAUGACAAAGUUUCUUGGGAUGUGAGUUUUCCACAAUAUUCCCCAGUCAUAUACACAUCAAAAGUUUUACAGGGAAAACCCUGGGCAGAUCCUGAUAUUGGAGACUCAUCCUUUACUCCUAAAUGGAAUGUGCUUGAUGAUGGCGGAAAAAUCAAUCGUAUAAGCUAUGUUUCCCAGUAUUCUGUGGAUCAUGAUAAUUCACCUUUGAACCCUUGUGGUCGUACUGGAAUAAAAGGUAGAGGUGUAUUGGGUAGAUGGGGACCAAAUCAUGCUGCAGAUCCAAUAGUUACAAAGUGGAAGAGGAGAAAGGAUAAUUCAAUAGAAAUUGAGCCAGCUACGAACAAACCAAUACUUCAGUUUGUUGGCAUUCAGAGGAGGGAUAGCGGGGAAUGGGCAAUACCAGGUGGAAUGGUAGAUCCUGGUGAAAAAGUAACAACUACUUUACGGAGAGAAUUUAUGGAGGAAGCAAUGAACUCUCUUGAAAAGAAUCCAGAUGAGUUAAAAAAUGCUGAAAAAGUGAUCACAGAGUUUUUUCAAGAGGGUGAAGAAAUCUAUAAAGGAUAUGUUGAUGAUCCAAGAAACACUGACAAUGCUUGGAUGGAGACAGUUGCAUAUAAUUUUCACGACGAGACUGGAGAGAUUGUUGGAAAUAUGAAUUUGCAAGCUGGUGAUGAUGCAAAAAAUGUAAGGUGGAUAGAUGUUAGUGAUUCUCUGGUGCUUUAUGCAAGUCACAAAGAUCUUGUUUUAAAAGUGGCAGAAAAGCAUAAAUCCUACUGGUAAAUGAUAUAUAAAAGUUAUAUAUUUAUAAGAAUAAAACAAAGUGUUUUUUGAAUUACAUCCAA
This is a messenger RNA of Nasonia vitripennis (jewel wasp), 1141 nucleotides long. Its product is annotated as ADP-ribose pyrophosphatase, mitochondrial. Lineage: Eukaryota; Metazoa; Arthropoda; Insecta; Hymenoptera; Pteromalidae. The record is from RefSeq and is a predicted model, not a curated record. The transcript has 3 exons. Gene Ontology annotation, molecular function: ADP-ribose diphosphatase activity. The coding region runs from base 213 to 1079 and encodes 288 amino acids.